UGGUAAUUCUGGUAAUUCUCCUCAUCCUAAUUAGAGGUCGUGCCGUCGUGAGUGGUAGUAUACUCGUCAGUUCUCAAGUGUAAGGUGUUCACAAGUAGAUUCAGUCUGAUUGUUUGGUUGCUUGCGAAGAGAUGAAGUUUGUGUUGGUGCUUGGUUUAGCUUUCUGUUGCAGUGUUGUGGGGGCUAAUGUUUUAAAUGUUAACAAAUCGAAGAGAUGGGUGAGAAACAACGAGCCGUACAAAGUAGAGCCAGGGCUGGAAGUUGGGGAUGAACUAGAGGGCAUGUUUAUAGGGAACCCACACUACUACAUUUCAUUUACUGACGGGGCACAGGGUCGCACCAUCCUCGAAAUCCGGAUUGGACAAGCGAGCACCUCUAUCCAGCACACGUCAGGCUGUGAGGGGUACGGACCUAGUUUUAAAAUAUUCCGAGACGCUGUUACUACUAACGAGUUCCAGAGAAUCACAGUGAAGCUGAAGAAGGACGGCCUGGUUUUCAGUCUGGACGACAGAAACGACCAGGUGCUCAAGCUGAAGGGCUGCAGUUUUCCCUGGCAAAGUGUCAAGUUCAUCGAGUUUGGGGGAGACUGCAAAAAGACCUACGGCAACUGGAGGAAUUUCCUCAUAGAUCGGGAUUAGAUUAUGAUUCCUAUUAGAUCGGGAAUUGUCAUACGUUGUAUGACCCGCCGCACACGAGUGCGCGGCUACCCCUGUAUCGUAGAAACUCUGCAGCCACAGGGGUACACUAUAGUGAAGCGACAGUGGGGGUCACCACGUGAUACAAAUCGGGGACUGGGAGAGCGCUUUAAUUUAGGUGACGUUUUGAACUGAUAACGCAAACCAUUAAAUAUAUAUGGUAUAAUAAACUGGUUAGUAUUUCUAGAAUUCCUUUUGUAGUUUUCUUUUUUAGAUUUAUUACUUUUUGUGGCCUAAUUUCGAUUAGUAAUAUUUUAGAAUAUCUCUUUGACUUUAUUACUAUCAACAGUACUUAUGAAAUAUAUAUAUUUCAUCUAAUUUAUUUUUAAA
Bolinopsis microptera is the source of this 1025-nucleotide messenger RNA. RefSeq lists its product as uncharacterized. The coding region runs from base 132 to 638 and encodes 168 amino acids. NCBI's taxonomy places the organism in Eukaryota, Metazoa, Ctenophora, Tentaculata, Lobata, Bolinopsidae. The record is from RefSeq and is a predicted model, not a curated record. The transcript has 4 exons.